CCUCCUUUCUGUGGGAAUUCCUGUCCCACUACCUUGUACCAUUGAAAAGAUACUGUGAUCUAAAAAAAAAACAUACAACAGAGCGAGUUGGGACAGAGGAAGGGGGCCUUUAUCCACUAACUAAACAGCCCAAGGAAAGGACUUGACAUAUAUGUAGGAACUGAAUGUGUUUUGUGUAUACCUUGAACGUUGUAGUAGAUGCACAGUGGAUGAUUGUGCUCACACGUAAAGAUUGACUCCCUUUGAAGCUAUAAUGACGCAUAAUCUAGAGAUGAACUCCACCGAAGAUCCACCACAGAACAGAACGCCGGAUAUACAGGAGGAAGAAGAGAAGAGGGACUGGAAAAAAGGAAGUAGGAUACACACUACAUUAGUGGGCUGCAAUGUCCUCCUCUUCAGCUGUGCUUUGCUAACCUGUGUAUUCACUAAGGACAUCCCUAUCUUCGAGAAAGACUUUCUUAUAUUCCUCAUUUUCAUGAUGGUCCUCUGCAUCUCCUGGAUGCUUUUCCAAAUGUUCUUCACCUGGAGGAACAAAGAUGCAGUUCUGUAUAAAGAUUGCCAGGCAGGUCCAAUAUGGAUGAGAGCCGGAAUCAUUCUCUUUGGCAUCGGUUCACUUAUUAUGACCUCUUUAAAGAUUGCAUACACAGCUGUGUACACAGAUUGCACAACGCCCACAAAAAUAAUGCAACCCGUCAUGCAGGCCCUCUUCAUCAUUGUUCAGACAUGUUUUCUUUGGAUCUCCUGCAAACAUUGUGUCCAGAUUCAUGUAAUUACUACCAGGUGCUUUCUGAUGGUCAUUUUGAUGGUAAAUAUGACUAUAUGGAUUAUCACGGUUACUGAAGAAUCCACACAUCACACAACUGAAUUGGAGUUGUUCUUUAGAAGAAAGGCUGCAAGAAUGAAUAACACUAAAGAUAAUGACGAUGACGAUGGCGAUGAAGAUUUGAACAGAUGUGGAUGCUCAUAUAAAUGUGCCAUUAACAAAAGAGUUUAUAGUUACCUGUACCCCUUUAAUAUUGAGUACAACCUCUUUUCUGCAGCAAUGAUCUAUAUCAUGUGGAAGAAUGUGGGACGCAAGAUUGAUGAAAAUGCUUUAUUCCAUCAUGGACUUGGGCCAGGGGUUCGUCAACACAUUCCACUUCUGGGCCUUUUUUCUGGUUUGGCCAUUGUAAUUACAGGCCUAGUAAUGUUUAUCUUGUAUGAAGUAGGUAGAGGGAAUCCUCAAAAACUUUGGGUAUCUUUGACUGCUUUUUACUUCUUUCAUUUGAUCAGUCUUUUUCUUAUGUGUCUGGCCAAUGUGGUGGGAAUUGUAAUUUUCCAGCUGGAUAAGAGGAACAUGUGCAAUCAGAAGAACCCAAGUCGGACCUUAGAUACUGUUCUACUUGUGUUAGCAACAUUAGGCCAAUAUGAAAUUUCUUAUUUUUCUCUUAUAGCCAUGGUAUCCAUAGUUCCCUUUAGCCUCAUGUGUGGUUUAACAUUUUCCUAUUCCGUACUGAUGAUUAUUCAACACUUCUUUCAAAAUGCUUUAAUAAUCCAAGGCCUGCACCGUCUUCCCCCCGCCAACUUACUUAAUGCUCAUUCAGGAGCGAGUUCCCCCGUUUCCGUGGAACACCAUGAUUCUAUAAGACGUAGAAGUGUGCCAGAGAAAGAGAAAAGAUUGUCCCUAACGAGCCUUCCAGGAAAUCUGAGAAUGUCAAGAAGAUCGACUCUGGUGGGAAGCAUUAAGAGCCAUCUGAAGAAAAGGAAAACUAUGAAGGACGUUUAUUUGUUUCUCUUCCUCUGUAAUAUUACUUUCUGGAUUUUGCCAGCCUUUGGAGCUCGAGUCAUGUUUGACUCCGGACUGGAGGUGAAUUUUUAUGGAUUUUCUAUGUGGGCUAUAAUUACCAAUAUUUGCCUUCCUUUUGGAAUUUUUUACCGGAUGCACUCUGCUGCCAGUUUACUGGAACUAUAUAGCACGGCCUAGAAGGUCUACAAUAUUAUCUGCUGUCUGGAAUACAAGUAUUUUUACCAACAACAACUUGAAUGGCUAACAUGUCAAAGACCUUGAAAUUUCAAAGAAGAAGGGACUUGUGAAAAUAUGGACCUUGUUUAAAGUAUUUUAGGGCCAAUGGUUAGGUUAAUAGGUAGAAGAGGGUUUGAUUUCUGAUAUUUCCCAUAACACCUACUCAAAUGCUAAGUGUAACAUCAACUUCAGUGCCUACAAUGUUUAGCACACCGCAAAUUAUUGGGAAAAACUACUAAAAUAUUUGUUGCAUUCUUUAUGCCACUCACAUAAUUUAAUUAGGAUUUUAAUCUUAAUAAAAUAAGAAAUGUGUACUAAAGUUAUGAAAAGUUUAUACAA
Molecule: messenger RNA, 2341 nt
Organism: Rana temporaria (common frog)
Lineage: Eukaryota; Metazoa; Chordata; Amphibia; Anura; Ranidae
Product: proton channel OTOP2-like
Exons: 6
Coding region: 254-1963 (569 amino acids)
Biological process (GO): proton transmembrane transport
Cellular component (GO): membrane
Molecular function (GO): proton channel activity
Source: RefSeq, a predicted model, not a curated record